Polistes dominula (European paper wasp) is the source of this 1775-nucleotide messenger RNA. It is a transcript of the gene Ate1, whose product is annotated as arginyltransferase 1. Gene Ontology annotation, molecular function: arginyl-tRNA--protein transferase activity. Lineage: Eukaryota; Metazoa; Arthropoda; Insecta; Hymenoptera; Vespidae. Gene Ontology annotation, cellular component: cytoplasm. Gene Ontology annotation, biological process: protein arginylation. The record is from RefSeq and is a predicted model, not a curated record.
UACAAUUCAAGAUGGCGCACAAAGAGCACGUUCUGGAAUAAUCUUGUGAUUAUUAGCAGUCUUUAGUAAUAUUGACUAUAUAAUUGGUUUUAUUAUAUGAUCAAAAAUGUGUUCAUAAAGAGUUUCAUUCUUCUAAUUAUAAAAUUACAAUAUGUGAAAAAUAUAUUAGAUACUUAAUUAGUGAUUGUUGAACGAAAUCAAAUAAACAUUAAGAAAGAAUGACUCGUUAUAGUGUUGUUGAGUAUUAUCCUCAAGAAGAAGGACAUUCGUGUGGUUAUUGCAAACGUCCAGAUACUAAUUUUAGUUAUGGCAUGUGGGCACACUGUUUGACAGUUAAUGAUUAUCAAAACUUAAUAGACAGAGGAUGGAGAAGAAGUGGUAGUUAUUGUUAUAAACCUAAAAUGGAUGUAACAUGUUGUCCUAUGUAUACUAUCAGAUGUGAAGCUUUAAACUUUAAAAUUUCGAAGUCACAGAAAAAAAUUUUAAAACGUAUGACAAAGUUUUUAAAAAAUGAACUAAAGAAAGAUGAUAUUAAGGAUACAAAUGAUGAACGACAUGAUAUUACUGAUAUAAAUUUUGAUGAAAUUCCGAAUAAGCCGACAACACUAGAGCAAAAAGAUAUUAUCAAAUUAAAUGUAUCAUCUAUAGAUAAUGAACCUAAUGAAAAAUUAAAUCCUGAUACGUUACAUUGUAGUAAGAAUGUUUGUGAUUUAAAGAAAGAACCAGAUUUAGACAGUAGUGAUUCUAUGAUAAAUUCUGAUGGAAGUAUAGCUGUUGCUGUAAAAACAAGUACAAUGCAAGAAAGUGAUAAUCCUAGCAAUAUACCUUGUAAAAAAGCAAAACUUUUACGCAUAGAACGCAAACAAAAGAAACUUUUAGCUCAAGGGAAAUCAUUAAAAGAAAUUGAAACUGCCUUUAAAGAAAGCAAGCAACAGAAUAAUGUUAAAUCUUUGGAAGAACUUUUUGAAGAAAUAUGGACUGGUACCAAAAAAUUAGAGCUGAAACUAGUUAGAACUUCACCGAUGAGCUCUGGAUAUGUAAUGUCUUCAAAAAAAUCUUAUGAGGUCUAUAGAAAAUAUCAAAACACAAUACACCGGAUUCCAACAGAGAAGAUUACAGAGCAACAAUAUACAAGGUUUCUUGUGAGAUCCCCAUUACAGGAAUGGACACCUGAAAAUGGUCCACCUCAAGGAUAUGGUUCCUUUCACGAACAAUACUGGUUGGAUAAUGAACUGAUUGCUGUUGGUGUUAUAGAUAUUUUACCAUCGUGUGUUUCAAGUGUAUAUUUCUUUUAUGAUCCAGAAUAUUCUUUUCUUUCUUUAGGAACAUUCAGUUCUUUAAGAGAAAUUUACUUAACAAGACAUCUUAAUAAAGUUGCAAAUAAUUUAAAAUAUUAUUACAUGGGAUUUUAUAUACAUACUUGCCCUAAGAUGCAAUACAAAGCUAGAUUGAAACCAUCUAAGCUUUUAUGUCCAGAAACUUAUGUUUGGUUUGACAUUGAACCUUGUUUAAAAAAUUUAGAUAAAAAUAAGUAUUGUAGAUUCAAUGAGGAUGUAAAUGCCAUAGAUGAAGAUGGUGCAGUGGACAUUAAUAAGAUGUUAAUUUUUUACAAUGAGAUAGCAAUGACUUAUGGAGCUUAUAAAAUACGUGCGAAUAAAGAGACUGUAAAACGUGAAGAAAAUGAAUUAAGAAAAUACGCUAGCCUAAUUGGAGUAAAAUGUGCGAAAAGUCUACUUCUUUAUCGUCAUUAAUUUCUAAAAAAAAAAAAAAAAAAA